AUGGUGGCGGGCCGGAAAAGGCCCCGUGUGUGUGUGUGUUGUGGUGGUGGCACGGCUGCUGUUGUCUUGGCAGAGGUGCGGCCGUCUCACGUGUACUGUCCCUCAGGGAGCGCCGAUGCUAUCCUCGCGCUGGUCAACGCAGGCGCCAGCGUUAGCGCCGAGGACAAGGAUGGGCUAACAGCGCUGCACUGCGCGGCGUCACGGGGUCACCUGGACUGCUUGGACUGCCUGGUGACCCUCUGCGGGGCCGAAGUGGACACCUUGGACAGUAACGGGUGCACGCCGCUGUUCUAUGCCGUCACGCUGGGGCACGCUGACUGUACCCAGCUGCUCCUUCACCACGGCGCGCACACCGACCGCCAGGAUCGCAAAGGGCGCACGCCAGCGCACUGUGGAGCGGCGAAGGGCCAGCUUGAGACCCUGAAACUGCUGCACCAGAAGGGCGCUGACCUGUGGAGGCGCAACGUUAAAGGCGACCUCCCGCUCCACGAGGCGUGCCAGUCCGGCAGGAAGGAUCUCGUCGUAUGGCUGUUAUCCAUGCGGCCUGACACAGUCAACGCUCCUAACCUCGACGGCCGGUGUCCACUCCACAUAGCUGCUAUUAAUAACAAUAUAGAAAUGUGCAAGAUCCUUAUGGAUCAACAGGCGGCGGUAAAUCCCAUCAUGCGAAACUCCAGGGGGCAGUUGCUCACCCCCCUGGACGCCGCCGUGGCCCGCAGUAAUCGCGGCUGUGCGAAGUACUUGCAGCUGCACGGAGGCGUUCCAGCCUCAAAGUUAACCGACAAACACGCACUUCAAAAAGCCAUGCAGAGAGCCCUAGAGGCGAGUCAGCACGGCAGCACGGGAGCCACGCCCAGCGACCUCACGGGCGACGAGCUCAUGAGUUCCUCCGCCUCCUCGGCGCUCAAGUCCAACCGCUCCACCAUGACGGCGUCGCCCGUGAACACCGAGGCGCAGACGGACACGGGCGACCUGAAGCGCGGGGGGGCGGGGGACGCGGAGACCAGGAAGCCCCAGAGCAGAGACGCGCAGGAGUCCGGCUACAGUGACUCACUCAUGCCGGAACGCGACUCUGACGAAGACGGACCGACGGACCCCGAACGCAACACCGACGACGAGGACGGCGCGCCCCACGCCUCCAAGAAGACGAAAACGAAAACCAGGCGGAAGAGGGCGCAGAAGCAGAGGGAGGACCGUCAGGGCGCGAUGGUCAUAGCGGAGGACGUAGAAGGGGGCGGCAGCGGUAGCGGCGGCGGCGGUGGUGGCGGCGACGGCGACGGCGGCGACGGAAGCGGUUUUGGCAGCGGCGGCGACGGAAGCGGUUUUGGCGGCGGCGGCGGCGGCGGAAGCGGCGGUGGCAGCGGCGGCGGCAGUGGCGACGGAUUCGGCGGUGGUGUUGGCGUGGGCGGCGGCAGAAGAAACGACGAAUUGGAUGGCGACAGUAGUGUAGACGGUAGAGCGAGGAGGAGGAGAGGGCGGGCCAGUGGCGACGCGGGCUCCGACGAGGACUUCCCAGACGAUGGAGUCUGGGGAGGAUCCGGCGCUGAGGACGACGAAGAGGGCGACGAAGAUGCCCUCAGGAAGCUCGGAGUGUCGGGUCACAGACGACCUGGUGUCAGAAGAGGUCAGGUCAAGUCCGGUGCAAUGAGUGGUGGACCCAAGAAGGUGGAAAACAUGGAAUCCAAUUUGCGACGUCGAAACAAGAAAGGAAUAUCUCCCCCAACCGAAAUGUCCAUCACGCAAGCCAUGCAAGCAACAAUGCGCAAAUACGCCUUAGAGAGACGGUUGUUCCAGCAACUCCUGGAACUGAAGAGAGUCCAGAUCAAAAACACACGAGCCAACGAGCAGGUGCUGAUCAAGCGGAUGGUGGACGCGUAUAUGAAGGAGGGCGUCCAGUUGGGCAUCAGAGGCUAUAACGGGCCCUAUAACUUCCAGAGUUACGAAAAAUAUCUCUACGACCAGCUCCGAUACCUCCAGAGUUCCCAGAGCAACAAGAUUCCGGCCUUCAAGCCCUCCGACGACGUGGAGCGCCUCAGUCGAGCUCUUCGGCGCCAGGAGAUCCUGGAGCUUCCUGACCCUCUCAUGACCCCACGUGAUCCUCACACUUGUAACCACACUACGCAUCGCUGUCACCAUGCAGCACACGCCUACACGGGCGUGCCCUGCGCUGCUUAUUUGGGCCAUCGAGGGAAGAAGAAGAAUCAGCUCUCUCUCCCGAAGAUCGCCGGCAGCACCAACGCCAACGGGAGCAGCUCCUCCCUGGGGGCGUCUCCAGGACCUGCCUCAGGCGGGAGCCUAGGUCGCAAUCGCCCGGGGGAACCCAUUGGUCUGCGGAACUAUGACCCCAAGAGACCCCUCACUGUUGAACUGCAGCACGGUAACACGAGGCAGCAGAUCACUCUCCCUACAGAGAUCCUCGACAAGAAUAAGAAGUACCAUCUAACCUUCACCAUUAAGCCGUCCGCGCCAGGCCAGGAGGGGCUGUCUCCAUCGAAGGACGAGUCGGCGUCUCCCAAGCGCUCAGCCUCGGCGCCGGAGGGCAUUGUGCCGGACGAGGCGGUGCAGGCAGAGCCACGGCCAGAACUCCGCUCAGCACCGGCAGAGGGCAGGACCGAGGCCAGUGUCAAUGAUUAAAAUACUGGAACUUUAAGGGGGAAAAAAAUGGAUGAGCCAGUCAGCAUGUAGACGUUCGUUUGGGGUCUACUGUAAGAUGGCUUGUAUGUUCUGAGAUAUGGCAGUCCAAACUCACAUUCCUCGGCUUAGUGUAGGACAAUGAUGAGAUAUUCUUGGGCUGUUUAGCAUCACGUGGUAUCUUGCCAGAGGUAGGCUCCUUACUUGUGCGUGUCCACCGCAGGACAUUACCAAGUGCCUGAGCCAUUGUGAUAGACUCCUUGGGGAACAGUUGUAUAUUUUUCAAAGCAGACGUACAUGGGCAUUUGAUUCUGAAAGAUGUACAUGAUAUUACACCGAGAGAUGGGAACAACUAUUAAUCUAUCAUAUUUUUCUUCAGAUUUAACUGUUUACAAUGUGAUAUCCAUGCUGUACAGUAUUUCCAUGUAAACAUUGAUGUCAUGAACUUCAUUCAAUAUUAGUAUUCGGUGUAAUUUUACCACGUUUUUAGUUAAUCAGGUAUGCGAGUCAUAUUUUGUAGAUAAUCAAGUUAUAUCAAAUUAAUCAGUUGAACUUUAAUAUGCUGCUAAUUUGGUUGGAGAACCCUUCCCAUUUCUUUUUACUCAAAGAAAUUGAAACCCUCUUUCUGGGUUGCCUUUGAGUAUUUUCAGUUUUACGCGAGUUUUGCACUAAAUUCAAAAUGAUAGA
This is a messenger RNA of Penaeus indicus, 3318 nucleotides long. RefSeq lists its product as uncharacterized. NCBI's taxonomy places the organism in Eukaryota, Metazoa, Arthropoda, Malacostraca, Decapoda, Penaeidae. The record is from RefSeq and is a predicted model, not a curated record. Gene Ontology annotation, molecular function: protein binding. Gene Ontology annotation, cellular component: ciliary inversin compartment. The transcript is spliced from 14 exons. Gene Ontology annotation, biological process: protein localization to ciliary inversin compartment. Bases 1 to 2634 code for a protein of 877 amino acids.